UCAACACAUUCAUGAAAUCGUUUCCAAUCAUUUCCCAUGACAUGACUGUGCUCUUGUUGACGGCGUUUAGAUUUGUAUAAAGAUUUAACGAUGUCUUCGCUACUUGUCCCAGAAAUUCCUGCACCAGGAUUUUCCUUCGAACUAGCUCAAAGAAAUAAUUAUCUGAUAAAAAAAGGGUUCGAACCACCCAGAGCUGUUAAAACAGGAACUACAAUUGCCGGAGUGAUUUAUAAAGAUGGAGUGAUUCUUGGCGGUGAUACAAGAGCUACAGAAGAUACUAUAGUUGCCGAUAAAAAUUGCACUAAAAUUCAUUAUCUUGCUGAAAAUAUGUAUUGUUGCGGCGCAGGAACUGCCGCAGAUACCGAGAUGACAACUCAGAUGAUAUCCAGUCAGUUGGAGUUACAUCGUUUGAACACCGGUCGUUUGGUACCUGUUUGCACUGCGAAUGCAAUGAUCAAACAAUUACUGUUUCGCUAUCGCGGCCACAUCGGCGCAGCUUUAGUAUUAGGUGGCUGCGAUUUAGACGGUCCACAUUUAUAUUGUAUUUACCCACACGGGUCGGCAGACGCGCACAUGUACACCACUAUGGGUAGCGGGUCGUUAGCUGCGAUGGCUGUAUUCGAAAGUCGAUGGAAACCUAAUUUGUCCGAGGAAGAGGCUAAAGAACUUGUAGCAGAUGCAAUCCGCGCUGGUGUGUUCAACGAUUUGGCUUCCGGUUCCAACGUCGAUCUGUGCGUUAUACGUAAAGGUUCCGUUGACUAUUUACGGCCUUACGACGUCGCCAAUGUAAAGGGAGAACGUUCGAUAUCCUAUCGAUACAAACGGGGAACUACUGCUAUACUUAACAAGACGGUACACCCUAUAAUUAUCGAGGAAGAAACUAUUCGUAGACAUCCGGAGGAAACAAUGGAUACUUCAUCUUGAAAUGUGCACUAGGGACAUUUAAGUAUAAGCUGAGAUGGUAUGCAAAUUUGUUAAACAUACAGAAGCUUUGGUCCUGUGUUCUUUUGAUUAAUAAAUUUAGUUCGAAACUAUAAAAUGCAA
Megalopta genalis is the source of this 1044-nucleotide messenger RNA. RefSeq names its product Proteasome beta2 subunit (gene Prosbeta2). Gene Ontology annotation, molecular function: threonine-type endopeptidase activity. NCBI's taxonomy places the organism in Eukaryota, Metazoa, Arthropoda, Insecta, Hymenoptera, Halictidae. The record is from RefSeq and is a predicted model, not a curated record. Gene Ontology annotation, cellular component: cytoplasm; proteasome core complex.